ACAAUGCCCCCAAUGCACACUUUGUUAAAAACCUACUGUAUUUUCUCAAAUAUAGUAGGUCAGAUCUAUAACAAAUAUAUCUGAAAUGCCACAUAAAAUCAUUCCUAAAUAACAACCUUGCCGACAUUAUUGGAUACUCUUCUAUCAACAGUCUUCACUUCACUCCCCCCCAUUUAUAAUUUGGUAAAAAAAAAUUCUCUACAUAAUUUGUUCUUCUUCUUCUAGGUUCUGCAUUUUGUUUAUUUGAGUGAAAAAAAUGUCCAUGAAGGAUAAAGAUUCAGAAAAAAUCAUCUGGGAUCAAAUGAGAAGCACUUCGAUUCUUACCUUGCCAAAAUUCAUGGCAUGGCUAAUACUCUUCACAUCAGCCAUUUAUGUUAUCACUACUCAUAAGUUCCUUUCCUCCUCGACAUCUUGUAACGACAUUUUCAUCACCCGUAGCAAUAUUAUUUUGCCUAUUCACUCAAAAACCAACAUUUCAACUUCUUCAAAUGCUUCAAUUGUUGAUCAUAAAACACGAUUUUUACAAGAAAAAGGAGUGGAAAAAACUGGAUUAGAGCAUGUAGUUUUUGGAAUUGCAGCUUCAUCUAAGCUUUGGGACAAAAGGAAAGAGUAUAUUAAGCUAUGGUGGAAGCCUGAGAAGAAAAUGAGAGGUAUUGUUUGGUUGGAUAAUUCCGUGAAAAUGGAGAAAAAUGAAAGUAAAUCACUACCUGAAUUAAGAAUUUCAGGGGAUGCUUCCCAUUUUGUAUAUAAUAACAAGCAGGGGCAUCGAUCUGCUAUUCGAAUUUCGAGGAUUAUAUCGGAGACAUUGAGAUUAGGGAAGGAAAAUGUGAGGUGGUUUGUGAUGGGCGAUGAUGAUACUGUUUUCUUGACGGAUAAUUUGUUGAGAAUUUUGAAUAAGUAUGAUCAUGAUCAGUAUUAUUAUAUUGGGAGUUUGAGUGAGAGUCAUUUGCAGAAUAUUUAUUUUUCUUAUAGUAUGGCUUAUGGUGGUGGUGGUUUUGCUAUUAGUUAUCCUUUAGCUAAAGCUAUUGAUAAAAUGCAAGAUAGGUGUAUUCAAAGGUACCCAGGACUUUAUGGUUCUGAUGAUAGAAUGCAGGCUUGUAUGGCUGAAUUGGGUGUCCCGCUUACGAAAGAAGUCGGUUUUCAUCAGUAUGAUGUGUACGGGAACUUAUUCGGGCUACUAGCUUCACAUCCCGUAACACCAUUAGUGUCGUUACACCAUCUUGAUGUGGUGGAGCCAAUCUUUCCCAAUGUCACUCAACUGCAGGCUUUAAAGCAUCUCACAGUACCAAUGAAGCUCGAUUCGGCUGGUAUUAUGCAACAAUCCAUUUGCUAUGACAAAGUUAACAGUUGGACUAUUUCAGUGUCAUGGGGAUUUGCAGUUCAAAUAUUUCGUGGAGUUCUCUCUCCACGUGAAAUAGAAAUGCCAUCGAGGACCUUCUUGAAUUGGUACAGAAGAGCGGAUUAUACUGCUUACGCUUUUAACACAAGGCCUGUUAUGCGUAACCCGUGUCAAAAGUCUUUCGUAUUUUACAUGUCAAGCGCUAAAAUGGAUUCUUACAGCAACCAAACUCUGACUCAGUAUACUCGUCAUCGAGUUCCUCAUCCACUAUGCAGAUGGAAAAUGGCAAAUCCUGCUAAUAUUGAGAGAAUUCAGGUUUAUAAGAAGCCUGACCCCCAUCUAUGGGAUAGGUCUCCAAGGAGGAAUUGCUGCAGAGUGUUAAGCUCAAAGAAGAAAAGCAUGGUGGUGGAUGUAGGUGUCUGUAGGGAAGAUGAAGUCAGUGAAGUAUGAUGAUGAAUAAUUUAUGAGCCCACCCAAUUAAUUGUCACCUGUAUUUCUUCAUUUAUUGAAUAUAAUCUAAGGAAAAUUUUCCAAGAAAAUUUUCUUAUAUCUUCUAAGUUCCACUUAAUGUCCCCAGGGUAAAGGUGUGAGAUAAUGUAGCAUAGUUUUUAUGUAACUUUUUAAUAAUAUUAAUUCAUUUCUUGGUAC
This is a messenger RNA of Solanum dulcamara, 1987 nucleotides long. RefSeq lists its product as uncharacterized. The coding region runs from base 257 to 1789 and encodes 510 amino acids. The record is from RefSeq and is a predicted model, not a curated record. Lineage: Eukaryota; Viridiplantae; Streptophyta; Magnoliopsida; Solanales; Solanaceae. The transcript has 3 exons. Gene Ontology annotation, molecular function: acetylglucosaminyltransferase activity.